Belonocnema kinseyi is the source of this 1827-nucleotide messenger RNA. Its product is annotated as E3 ubiquitin-protein ligase MARCH8. Gene Ontology annotation, molecular function: ubiquitin protein ligase activity; MHC protein binding; zinc ion binding. Gene Ontology annotation, biological process: immune response; antigen processing and presentation of peptide antigen via MHC class II; protein polyubiquitination. The record is from RefSeq and is a predicted model, not a curated record. The transcript has 6 exons. Lineage: Eukaryota; Metazoa; Arthropoda; Insecta; Hymenoptera; Cynipidae. Gene Ontology annotation, cellular component: early endosome membrane; late endosome membrane; lysosome. Bases 610 to 1527 code for a protein of 305 amino acids.
AAUUGUUAUUAUUCUUUGUUCAAUUUUUGCGAAUCGAGAGGUCCAUUAGUUGUAGUCACUUCCAAAAUAUGAAUAAGAUUAUUUUAAGAAAAAGACGAAGAAUAGUUGGCCAGACAAAUAUUUCGUGGUGGAAAUGUUUUGAAAAAUUGAGUGAUGCCCGGGCUGUCAUUGACUCCGUGAAAUAUCAAAAUUCCAAUCUGAUUUUGUGCGUGCGCGCUAAUUCUCAUUUAUUUGAGUAACGUAAUGCGCUCGAUAAUUAUUAGUUUAUUUAUUACAAGUUAUCUGAAAUUUAUGUUUCUUCUUAUUUUUCUAGAGCCGGCCAGAUAAAAAUGAUAAUGUCCAUGAAACUGUAUGUGACGUUAUUUUGUUUGGUUGUAGUUCGUCUUGCAGAUAUUUCUGACGAUUAGCACGCUUACUUGACGUGAGAUUAGUUCAAAAGAAUUAUAUAAUUAUAAGUCAACUUAUUUGUGCAAUGAUUUAAAAAAUGUGUCAUUGGAACGUAUCUCUUACUCAAACUAGAAUCAAUGAACUUCCACUGAAAUGUGCUUAAAAAUGACAGUUUUUCAUCAGUGAUUGCUCCAAUGUUAUCCCAUUUCACUUUUAAGAACAAUGCCAGUGCACCAGAUUAAUGUUAAUCCUCCCGAUUGGCGCUCACCUCAGCCUCUUGAACCCUCCAGUAAUGCAAGUUCUUUUGAGGUGGAAUCUGUACCAAAAUGGACGUCAAGGGAACCUGCCUAUACGUCUGUCGACACGAACAUACCGGAUCAUUGUCAUUCUUCCAUUAGUACAUUGUCAUCAAGCAAUCACGAUAUUUGCAGGAUAUGUCACUGCGAGGGUGAUGCAGGUGCUCCGUUGUUGGCUCCUUGCUACUGUAGCGGUAGUCUGCGUUACGUGCACCAAGCUUGUCUUCAGCAAUGGAUAAAUGCAUCAGACACACGGGCCUGUGAAUUAUGUAAAUUCACAUUCAUCAUGCACGCUAAAACCAAACCAUUCUCAGAGUGGGAAAAACUGGAAAUGUCAGCAGUUGAGGUGCGGAAGUUGUGGUCAGUAGCUAUAUUCCAUGCAAUAGCAGCACUAUGUGUUGUUUGGUCUUUGUACGUACUUGUUGAGCGAUCGGUAGAAGAAGCACGCAAAGGAAUUGUGGACUGGUCAUUCUGGACGAAAGUGAUCGUAGUUGUCAUAGGUACUACAGGAGGAUUUGUAUUUAUGUACAUUCAGUUGAAAGCGUACAUCAUGCUGUGCAGGCGAUGGCGUGCUUUUAACAGAGUGAUAUUCAUACAAAAUGCUCCUGAAAAAGUUGUACUUCCUCCCUCGCCAACAGAGUCGCUGAGAGAUGUUUCAAUACCGUUGAAGGACUCUGCUACUUCAAUACCAGAGAUCAGUCAUACUCUCUUAUCUCGUGCAGUUGAAUCUUCGUGUGUUUCUCAGACGGCAAAGUCAGGCUCUAGUUCAUCCCUGCAGAAGCACGAUGCCCGCCUAAAACUCUACGUAUUUGACAAGUUAUCGUCAUCCGAAGAUAAUCUUUAGUUCAGUAAACUAAAAUACAUUUUAACGCAAUCAUUAAUCGUGCUGAAAAGCGCUAAAACUAUAUGACAAGAAGCUGUGACCAUACUGGACUGAUGAAGGAAGAAUUUUAAAUAAUAAUUACGCAAUUUUAUAAUAAUCUAGAAUUCCUUUGGAGAAAUUGUUUUAUUUGAAAUCUAGUAUUUCAGUGCUUUUGUUGACUAUGGGAUGCCAAACAGAAUUUAACAGAGGCUCUCUCCUAGACACUUAUGUACAUAAUCAUUGUAUCUGUGAUGUUAUUAAAUAAACUUUACCAUAAUUAAA